AUGGAUGAAGGACUGCGGAAGCUGCGCCUGGAGCGAGCGCAGGCCCUGCUGGAGUUCUACCGCCUGAACGACGUCAACCGUAGCACAGAGGAAACUGCCAGGCUGCGGCAGCGCGGCCGUUUGCUUUUUCAAGAGUGGUUGCGCGUGGCAGAGGAGAGCAAAACGGGGAAAGGCGCAGGUCGUGAUGCAAGCGCGCCGGCUGACCAACGUCAUUAUGCUGUAAAUGAAGCACGUGUGUUGCCCGAAGGAACAUGUAGUCUUUCGUACAUGGUGCAGCACCCGACGGAGCUGGUCUCGGAGGAUUGUGCGGAGAGCAAGAACGACUCAAACUCACAUGGCACCACAUCUUCCAUUAUUGACCACUCACUCCUUGAUUCUGUUUGCAAGCAGCACUUAAGUGACAUCCUGCAGAUCGAGACACUAACGCAGGAAAGCCUCCUGCCGCACGAGACAAUCGAGCAGCAGCAGGAAGCGUUGAACCAACUUACAACGAAGCUUGCCCAGCGUGGCUCGCAAACGCCCAGUCUCUCUCUGGAGGCCAUAAGCAAGCCGCAUCCAUCAGGCGACUCAGACGGGCGCACGGAUGCUGACAAAGGCCUUGGCGCGAUUCAAGAGGACGCAAACGCUCCGCAUAUGCAUGCACAAGGUCACAUAAGUCACUCCCACCUGGAAACAUCUGAUGCGCUUGUCCGAGCGGAAUCCCUACUAGCGUGCAAAGAUAGUGAAAUACGAGAGUGGCAGUUAAAGCAUAAAGAGGCGAUCAUCAAGUGCAGCAACCUUGAAGAAGAAAACAGGAUACUCAUAGAAAACAAGGAGGCACUGCAGAAUGAGGUGACCGCCCUCACACAAAAGCUUAGCAUGAUGGAGCACGAGCUAAUACACAGUAAAGAACGUCAAAGUCUUGAAGCAGAUACAGUAAAGUACCUUGAACAACAACUGAGAGAUCUACAAUAUAACCACAACACAUGCAACAAAAUUUCACAUUCACAACAGCUGGAAGAAGAAAAUGCCCAUCUCUUGCAGCAAUGUGCCGAUGCGGAGCGGGGUCGCGAGGCGGCAGAGGCAGCCCUACAGCGUGUGGAGGCCGAGAUGAAGCAGACGCACGCCAAGCUGCAGGAGGAGCUCGAGGCGGCGCUUCUCGAGGCGAACGAACGCAUUGCAGAGCACGAUGAGCUGCUUCAGCAGAAGCUUGAGGAACAGGGGGAAUAUUAUGAGAAAUUACUUGAGGAAAAGUCGCGGUUGGAGCCCGUGCCGGCGGAUGGUGCUGAGUUGGGUGAUGCGCUGCAUUGGAAGGCGGAGAGCGACGGGCUUAUGGAGGAGGCGCAGCCUGCUGAGCAGCCACGUCGUGCAGCUGCGGCGUCCAGGAACCCCUUCGCCAGCAUGAGUGUGCCGUCUCAGAAGCCAGACUCCCUCGUUGACCAGGGCGGCGAUGACGAUGAU
Messenger RNA from Trypanosoma rangeli, 1440 nucleotides. RefSeq lists its product as uncharacterized. Lineage: Eukaryota; Euglenozoa; Kinetoplastea; Trypanosomatida; Trypanosomatidae. The annotation marks the transcript as partial. The record is from RefSeq and is a predicted model, not a curated record. The transcript has a single exon.